AUGCAUCCGGAUGGGGGGGGUAAAGGUUCGGGUCGUGAUGCAGCGGCCCGGUCUGCUGUGGAUCGCUACGAACGAAAGUCUGGAUCUGAGUCAGCUCGCUUGUGGACACAUCAAAGGGAGACGCUCGUGUCUCUUGGCCGGUCUCAGCCCACUCCGGUGACCGGGAACCGGCUCCUUAGCGGAGACCGUCGAGUCGUCGGGGCCCCCACGUUCGACUUGCCCCCGCAGCGCUCUGAACAGCAUACACUUACCCGGGGCCAGCUCGCGCUAUCUUUGGCGGGCACCCACGCACACGCAGCUGACUCAACCCUUGUCAGGACGAUGCAGCCGACGACGGCGCCACUGCGCAUCGGCCACGGCGCGCGGCCGCUGGCGAGCGAGAGCCACUGGCUGCUGUCCACGGCGGGCAAAUGGACCGAGGAGGACGAGAAGGAGUGGAAGCGCCAGCAGCACCGUGAGAACAUGGUCUUCUUCCGCCGCAAGAAGAAGGAGCAGCAGGCGGAGCUGCGCACGCAGCACCAACAGCUCGAGCAGCGGCUGCAGCAGCACCUGGCCAUGCAGCGGCGCGCCGCCUCGCGCGCGUCGCAGAACCAUCGCUACGGCACCAGUCGAGACAAGAAGCACGCCGCCGUGUGCCACCUCAUCGCAGAGACCGAGGCGCUCAAGAUCGAGAACGUGGCACUGCGGGACCAGAUCAACAAGCACAAGACGCUGCAAGACGGCGUCCUAGAGGCGGGCGACGGACUCGAGUACGACGCCACGGAACCGACCAGCAGCGUCGCCAGUCGGGACGGCAGCAGCUCGGACACAUCGUCGUCCGGGGGAUCGCUCUCUUCUGGGUCGUCCUCUUCCUCGUCCUCCUCGUCGCUGUCUCACUUGGUCUCGCUGCAGCGCGGCUGGCGCGUGCACUUUUCAGGGGGCGAGCCGUCCUUCCACUUCCAUCCCUUCGCCAAGGAGCAACUGGACUCCAUCCGAGAGGGUUACGACGCCAGGUUCGCGGCCCUACCGCUUCUUACUAACGUCGGCAGUAUUCUCGGGUGGGAGGUCGAGCGCGCGCCGUUGAUCCCACACCCGGCGCUCAAGGUGCUGGUUGCGCGCGUUCGCUACACGAAGCGCAUCCACUGUGCUGGCGGAUCGGCGCACGCUACGAUGGACAUGCUUGACGCCGAGUCGUGGCCGGUUCUGACGACUCCGGAGCUGUGGCAGCGCAUUCACAACGGCUCAGUGACGUCGCAAGUGCUGCAGGCGGUGGACGAGGACACGUUUGUGCUGGUGCGCAACGCACCCGAGCACUCACUGGGGGUGAUCAUUCGUUAUCUCAACCUUGUGAGUCGACGACGCAUUCAGUACCCGGACGGACGGAGGUCGAUUAUUUACUCGAUGGUGGUCGUGACUUCAGCCGCGAACCAACGCAGUCGGGAGGCAGAGCCAGAGCGUCGGGACGUGCACUGGGUCAACGAAGGUGGCGCCUACAUGACGCUGUCACAGAUUGACCAUGGCACACUGGAGGUCGUGUACGACCACUGCUCCGGCUGCAUAAGUGAGCAGCACGCGCAGCACUGCCUCGUUGACUGGGGUCACAUCGUCAUCCGCUGGGAGCAAUUGGUGACCCCUUCCAGGGUGCUUACCUUUUAA
This is a messenger RNA of Phytophthora sojae, 1635 nucleotides long. RefSeq lists its product as hypothetical. The transcript has a single exon. NCBI's taxonomy places the organism in Eukaryota, Oomycota, Peronosporomycetes, Peronosporales, Peronosporaceae. The coding region runs from base 1 to 1635 and encodes 544 amino acids. The record is from RefSeq and is a predicted model, not a curated record.